This is a messenger RNA of Eublepharis macularius, 2038 nucleotides long. RefSeq lists its product as uncharacterized. Gene Ontology annotation, cellular component: apical plasma membrane; external side of plasma membrane. Gene Ontology annotation, biological process: positive regulation of cell migration; negative regulation of cell-matrix adhesion; wound healing, spreading of epidermal cells. Bases 56 to 721 code for a protein of 221 amino acids. The record is from RefSeq and is a predicted model, not a curated record. Lineage: Eukaryota; Metazoa; Chordata; Lepidosauria; Squamata; Eublepharidae. The transcript is spliced from 4 exons.
GCCAGGUGUCGCCUGCAGAGAAGCAGCAAGAAAGAAGCCAAACGCUCCCUUCAUCAUGACAACUUCCAAGUGCGUCUUGCAGCUUCUCUUCCUUGGGCUGUUGGUUUCUCCAGCCUUCCUUCAGGAGCAUCCCUGUGAGAUUGUCAAGAAGACGGUAAAACAUGGCUCUUUCCACCUGGAUGUGAGUCCUCCGACUUACAAACCAGGGGAGAUCUAUACAGUAACCAUCCAAGGAAUAGACAACAGCACCUUUGUUAUCCUGCAAGCCACAUCUUCCAAAAACUAUUCUGGCGGUCUCUGGGAAACUGAAAAUGAAGGCAUCAGCUGCAGCGGCAAUGAGUACGUGGUACAGAAGAAUGUCUCUGGCAAUGGCACCCGGACACACUGGACGUCCCCAAAUGACGUCAAUGAGUCAGCUGCGCAAAUCAGGGUCUUUGUCUCCUUUGCCAACGGCACAACACUGCUCCAGUCUCGAACCAUCACAAGAGACCUGACGACAGGAGGUGCGACGCCAGCACCGCCAACAGCCACACACAGAGCAACCAUUCUCAGCAACACCCACACCCGCCUCAACUCUACGGAAGCCAACCAUAACGGGGCCUCCCCUCAUCACGGGACCCAAAAGCCUUACAGCUCUGCCUCCACUUCCCAAGCCAGCUCCGUCCUCUUGGCUGCCUUGCAGUUCCUGCCCGUCUUCCUUGGCUUCAAGCUUCUCUCCUAAGCCAAACCCACGCACACCUGCCCGUUACUUUAUAAAUGCCUCCAUCAUCAAGUAGGGAAGGCCGAUGUCCUCAGGAAUUAAAUCCACCCCUCGCUAAUAAAAACCAAAACAUUAUUGCACAAUUCUUUCCAUGACCCCCUCGCUCAACCGUGUGUGACCCAAGAUAUGUUGCAAUUUGAAGGUCCAAAGAGAGAUGCCCCAGAUAUUUUGGUGCCAGAGACAGAAAGUCCAAACAGUGCUAUUCUCUUCCAUCAGAGGGGCAAAAAUGGAAUAAUAAUAAUAAGCAAACUAAUUGUAAGCGACUGGCGUUUCAUGUACCCCAAACCAGCUGCUUGAGAGGCUGUCUUAACUUACCUAAAAAUUACUAAUCUUUUUAGGAUCUUUUUAUUUUUUUAGAAUUCAGACAAAUGAAUACCUGACAAGAGGUUCUGCCUUCUCUCCCCAAAGCCCUGAAGUAGGAAGUCAUUUGAUGUUUUGAAGAAAUCGAACUUUAUGGGAGAUGAGGGGGUGAUAAGAGUUGCCAGCCUCCAGGCAGUGGCUGGAGAUCUCCCAGAAUUAUAGCUGCUCUCCAAGCUGUAGAGAUCAGUUCCUCUGGAGAAAAUAGCUGCUUUGUAUGGUGGACUCUAUAGCAUUAUAUCUUGCUGGAGUCACUCCCUUCUCCAAACCCUGCCCUCCCCAGGCUCUAUCCCUAAAUUCUCCAGGAAUUUCCCAACCUGGAACUGGCUACUGUAGGGGGUGGACCUUUGGAGGCUGCUGCUUCUUGUGAUAAGCUAGAACCGGAGCCGUUGAGAUCUGUGUGACCUGCAAACAAACUGGACUUUCAAAGAAAAACUCAUGCAAAGCCCUUCUGCAGAAAGGAUGGUUCUGAAACUCUUGAUAACUUGUCUCUGCUUUGGAACACCGAGUUUCAAUUCAAAUGUGGAUGUGAAUUUCAGGGGGCCGUUUGCACCCUUUCUUUCCAGCUGAGCCGCCACGGAGGAGAUGCUCUGAAAGUUGGGAGGGGGCAGCUUUUAUUAACUUAACUUUGAUCAACCCCUGCAGGCAGGGCAUUCUCCCCUCCACUGUAAAAUAUCCCUUUGCCACUUAACUCUUGGUCUUUUUUGCUGUCUCUCCACCUGGGGCAGAAGAAGGGGGUAAGAGGAAGGAGGGUUUUAGUUAGUUCGAGUACUUUUGCUGUAAGUUUGGGCUCUGCAAUGGGCUGGGUUUGUCGCUUAUGGUUUUUGUACAGACUGUGUUUAUUUGGAAACCGUAUUUUGGAUAUCUAUUUUGUUUUAAUGAGCUUGCCCUUAAUAAAAAUGCUUGAGAGGGACCCGUGAA